CUUUCCUUCUGCCCCUUCUUCCCAUCUCCUGCCCCCUCCCCCUCCCCUCCUCCCAUCUCCAACCCCAGCAGGCUGAGGUUGUCCCCUCUGUGCUCUACACCACUUUUAUUCUCAUCAGACAACUCGCCCGCCCACCCCAUCACGCCCCAAUCGGCCACUGCAUAUUUACGACAAAAACCGCAUCGCAUUAAUCACCAGCAUGUACUACGCCACUGCCAUCCUCUCUCUCCUCGCUCUCGUCGAAGCGGCCGGUCCGCACCACGGGAGCAGCAGGCUCCACCGACGACACCACGCCCGCGCCGCUCUUUCGGGCGGCUCAGUCGCACCUCCCCCUCUGCCCGUCAACCUGCACGUCGAGGCGCCUGCCGAGCGGGACGACGACAGCUGCACGCAUGGUGACUGGAAUUGUGUUGGCAGCGAUCUGCAAAGAUGUGUCUGGGGCGACUGGACUUCCAUCCGCAACUGUACCGGCGACAACAUCGUAUGCUCCACCCAGGACAAUGCGAUCGGCUGCGUCUGGACAUGGAACGUCGACAGCUCAGCCACACCCACUUCCGGCGCCGAGUCUGCCACUGCGUCUCUUGCCACUGUCACUGGUUCCCUCGAAUACAACGCCACCAGUGCGCUGAGCGCCUCAGAAGCGUCUGCGACUGCUUCCCAAAUUGCCAACUCUACAUUGACCUCUCAGGUUGCCAAUUCUACACUGACCGGGGCUAUUGCGGCUGCUAGCCCUACUACGACCGGAUAUGCCUCCAACGUUACUUCUACGAACUCUACGACCACUGAUGAGGAUGAUGAGGAUUGUGAUGAAGACGAAGAGGAGGAUGAGGAUGAGGAGGACGAGGAUGAGGAUUGUGAUAAUGAUGACGAAAACUAUACUUCUACCUCUUCCGUUGUCGCUGCUAGCUCUUCUGUCGCGUCCCAAUCGUCCGCCUCGUCUGAUAUCGGCAACGCUGCUGCAUACGCCACAGCUCAAGCCAGCUCAGGCUCUGUGGACCCCACUGUCUCGAGCUCAAGUGCCACCGCUUCUGCCAGCUCGUCGUCUCAAGAUGAUGGCGACAAUGAAAGUGAUGAAGACGAGGAUGAGAAUGAUUCCACAUGGUCCUCCGCCAAUGUCGCAUCCGAAUCGUCUGCCUCCGUGAGCUCCAGCCCCGCUGCCACAAGCUCGAGUGCUUCAUCUUCUGCUAGCGGAUCGUCCGAAGACGAUGAUGACGAGGGCAGUGACAAUGAUGAGAACGAGGACGAUGAAGAUGACAGUAGUGAUGAUGAUGUUGAUGAAGACUGCGACGAUGAAGACGACGAGGUCUCUUCCUCCAGUGCCUCCACAUCCGCUUUCGCCUCUGUCUCCUCCUCCUUCAGCUCUUCCGUGCCCACUAUCACCGCCUCCGCCACCAGCUCCGCCUCAUUUGCCAACGAAACCGACUCUGCCUCGGUUGCCAACGCCACCGAAACCUCUGCGAUUGGUGACGGGCUUUACGCUCCUGGACAGGAUUCUACCUCAAGCAGUGCGUCCGAGACCGCUUGGGACACUGCCUCCUCUUCCAGUAGUAAGACCCACUGGUGGAACUCUUGGAACACCAAGUCUUCUUCGGCAUCUGAAGCUUCAGCGACUGCCUCUGGCUCAGAGUCUGCUUCUUCCACCGACUCUUGGAGCUCGGACCCUACCGCCUCAUCUUCGAGCAGCGACGCUGACUCUUGGAACUGGUGGGGUUCUUCCUCCAGCAAGACAAAGCAUCACAAGAGCUCCACGACCGACUCUGCGUCUACCGCGAGCGCGUCUCUGUCAAGUUCUGCCGCUACAGCCUCCGCCUCCAGCUCGGCAAGCAGCAACACCAGCUCCAGCAACACUUCUAGCACCACCUGGUCUGCUCCCCACUACGUCAUCUACGCCGACGAGGAUCUGUCCGAAAUGCCCAGCGCGUCCGAUUUGAGCUCGUACAACCGUUUCAUUCUUGCUUUCUGGCAAUACGAUGGUGGUGCUGUCGAUGAUGUGCAGACCUGGGUCGACUUUGACGAGUCUUACCGAAACGAGGUCAUUGAAGAGUACCACAACGCUGGUAUUGCUCUUAUGAUUUCUGCAUUCGGUUCCGAGGAUACACCUACUACCUCUGGCGCGGAUGCCAAGACGGUCGCCCAGGAUCUCGCAGCCUUUGUCAAGGAGUAUAAUCUCGAUGGUGUGGACAUUGACUACGAAGACAUGUCUGCCAUGAACAGCGCCCAGGGUGCCGCCUGGAUCAUUACCCUUCAAACCGAGCUGCGAAGCCUUCUGCCGUCUCCAUACAUCAUUUCGCACGCCCCAGUGGCUCCUUGGUUCACCUCUGCCAGCGAUUACUCUGACGGGGCAUAUGUCACGGUCCACCAAAGCGUCGGAGACACCAUCGACUUUUACAGCGUCCAAUACUACAACCAAGGCGAUGACCAAUACGUCUCUUGUGACACUUUGAUCACCAACUCUGGCAGUGAAUGGCCUUCUACCUCUGUGUUUGAGCUCAACUCUUACACUGGCAUUCCCCUCGAAAAGAUUGUCAUUGGCAAGCCUCUCGAUUCGAGUGCUGCCGACAAUGGCUUCAUGAGCGCUGCCGAUCUCGCGGUGUGUGUCGCCGAGGCCAUUGUGAAGGGGUGGAACGGCGGUGUCAUGUUCUGGGAGUGGACAUCGGAGGCGCCAUCCGUGAUGGCGACUGUCAGAGGCUAGACGGCUUUGAUCGACGACAGCCACGAAUCCACGACCACGACAUGACUUGACGAACCACACGCCCCUUUCCUUUGUGUUGUAUGGAAUACUUUGCCUUGCUGUCUUGAACCGACGCAGUCUUCUUUCUUAUAUUUGUUUCUCAUCUUCAGAGGUCUUUCGGUGUUUAUCAUUACUUAUAUACCUUCCAUCAUCUAGUACGUCGAGGUCGCCUGUGGUCGUAUCUUGGGUUACUCUUGCCGCGAGUCGGGAAAUGCUGGAAGCGCUGUGUCUGUCUCCUGGCGGGGCAUGCCCGGUGUGAGCGAGCUGGAAUCGUAUGCAUAGAACUUGACGCUCCCCCGAUGCAUGCUGCUGCCC
Molecule: messenger RNA, 3046 nt
Organism: Cryptococcus amylolentus CBS 6039
Lineage: Eukaryota; Fungi; Basidiomycota; Tremellomycetes; Tremellales; Cryptococcaceae
Exons: 7
Coding region: 200-2692 (830 amino acids)
Biological process (GO): carbohydrate metabolic process
Molecular function (GO): hydrolase activity, hydrolyzing O-glycosyl compounds
Source: RefSeq, a predicted model, not a curated record